This is a messenger RNA of Adineta ricciae, 477 nucleotides long. NCBI's taxonomy places the organism in Eukaryota, Metazoa, Rotifera, Eurotatoria, Adinetida, Adinetidae. The record is from the annotation of a GenBank genome assembly.
AUGAUUGAAUUAUGCGAUUUAUCAGCGGACGAUGAAACAUGUGAUGUUGUCACAUCAUCAAAUACUAUUGAUUCAACGUUAGAUAAAAUUGGUUCAUCUCCAAACACUUGUCGUUCUCCUGGCCAAAAUUCAACAGAUUCAAUUAUAUAUAACAUAUCGAAUAUCAAGAGAUUUUUAAAAGAACAACCGGACAAAUAUGUACUUGUGGGAAAUCACAAAGUGAAUCCUACAAAACCAGCUGACUGUUGGAAUCGAUUUUCUCUCCUUGCAGUGAAAGAUGAAACUGGUGGUAAUACUGUCAUCAAAAACUUCGCAACGUUUCGAUCUCGUUACACCACUUAUCCAUUCAAUAUUGGAUCGACUAAAUCAUUAAAUUCGCACAUAUGUGCACCAUCGACGUCAUCAUCUCCAUCGUUUAGCAUCAGAACACAAUGGAAAUCGAAGGCCAGCCAACUCUGUGGUGGAAAAAAGAUGUAA